AUGACGGUAGUGCACUUUCCCUCUCCUCAUCCUCAGAGAGCCAUCUAUGGCUUUGUGCUUUUCCUCAGCUCACAGUUUGCCUUCUUUCUGUAUUGUCUGUGGGCUUUCAUCCCUGAUGAGUGGCUUCAUUAUAUAGGACUGACGUACUGGCCUCAGAAAUAUUGGGCUCUCGCGGUGCCGAUCUAUCUGCUGGUUGCUUUGAUGACCUGUUUUCUGAUGCUGUUCGGAGUCAACAUGAUGUCCACACCUCCACUUGACUCCGUGGACAACAUCACAGAUGUGUUUGCCGAGGCCAGAAGACAGAGCAAAAAACACAAGGGGGGAAUACCCAGACUGAGAGAUGUUCCCAUCAGCGAAGUCAACCAAAGGCUCUACUUGUCGCCCAAAUGA
Limanda limanda (common dab) is the source of this 390-nucleotide messenger RNA. RefSeq names its product phosphatidylinositol N-acetylglucosaminyltransferase subunit P-like. Gene Ontology annotation, biological process: GPI anchor biosynthetic process. Gene Ontology annotation, molecular function: phosphatidylinositol N-acetylglucosaminyltransferase activity. The record is from RefSeq and is a predicted model, not a curated record. Lineage: Eukaryota; Metazoa; Chordata; Actinopteri; Pleuronectiformes; Pleuronectidae.